This is a messenger RNA of Trichosurus vulpecula (common brushtail), 1547 nucleotides long. Its product is annotated as low affinity immunoglobulin gamma Fc region receptor III-like. The coding region runs from base 53 to 805 and encodes 250 amino acids. Lineage: Eukaryota; Metazoa; Chordata; Mammalia; Diprotodontia; Phalangeridae. The transcript has 5 exons. The record is from RefSeq and is a predicted model, not a curated record. Gene Ontology annotation, molecular function: transmembrane signaling receptor activity. Gene Ontology annotation, biological process: cell surface receptor signaling pathway; regulation of immune response.
UUAGGGCAGCAGUGGAUAAUUCAGUUCGUCUGGUCUGUUUCAUCCCAGCAGAAUGCAGCUGUCAGUACUGCCAUUUUUGCUGCUUCUGGUUCUGGCUGGCAGGAAAGCAGCAAGUCUCUCCAAGUCAGUAGUGACCCUGUACCCACCAUGGUUCAGCGUGCUCAAGAAUGACCCUGUAACUCUGAGGUGUGAAGGGUCUGGCAUCCCUGAAAACAGCUCCACCCUUUGGCUCCACAAUGACACAAUUAUUCCAGUCCAGAUCCAAGACUACAACAUCAUAGCCAACAAUGUCACGUACAGCGGGAAGUACCAGUGCCAGAGAGGCCAGUCUGCUCUCAGUGAUCCUGUGAAGCUAGAAGUCUUCCCAGACUGGCUGGUACUCCAAACCUUGAAAUUGGUUUAUAUGAAAGGGGAGCCCAUGGUGCUGAGGUGCCACAGCUGGGAAAACAAACACAUGUCUAAAGUCACAUUCUAUCAAAAUGGCAAAGGAAGGAUGUUUCUUCAACGUGAUUCCAACUUUUCCAUCAGCCGAGUGAACAAUGAUGACAGUGGAGAUUACUCCUGUGCAGCCAAAAUAGGAAAUAGGCAGGAGAUGUCAAGAGUGGUGAGAAUCAUUGUCCAAGAUCCAAGUCUGCCUUCUUCACCUUCUAAAAUCUGGUACUACAUCCUUUUCUACCUUGUGAUGGGAAUUUUGUUUGCAGUGGACACUGGUCUAUACUUCACAGUUAAGAGAGAGGUCAAUGGCUCAAAGAAGGACACAAGAUACCUUCUAACCAGAUGGCAUAAGGAACCUGAGGAUGACUGAGUCUUCAGCCUGUGGAAUGACCGGGGUCUUGGCAUAGCAGUGACCCAUUCAUCUCUGUCUACUUCCUCCUCUCUGUCGAGCUUGGGAUGAGGACUCUUCCUUACCCCUGACCUCUAGUAUCACUUUGUCUUUAGUGGAUAGAGGAGUCUGUGAGCUCCAGCAAAGUAGUCAGCGUCAGCUAGCACCCUUCUCAUGGCUGAGUUCCUAGGAGCUCAGGGCUCCACCAUUACUGACUCUCCCCUACACACAGAAGGACACUAUAAAUGUAUGAAAUAAUUUUAUUCACAUUUUAUUAAAUAUUAUUAUUUUAGCAAAUAAGCAAAUAAAUUUCUAAUAUAGUAAUAAUUGAACACUUUGGUGGCAUACGUCUGUUACAUGGGUGAUUUGAAGGUAGUUCUACAUAUCUGUCUUGGAGGUUUGUGGAUACUGGGGGUUUGAAAAGAGAUGAAAGAUAAUAAAAGAAUUGUGAAAGGAAAGGCAGAACAGUUGAAUAAGAGACUGGGCCAAGGGGUCCUGCAGGUUUUCUAAGAACCAGAGAAGAGGCCACCUCAUUCAUCUGAAAAAAGAGUAUGCAGAUAUCCCCUCCCCCACUGUGGAGAGGAGGGGGACUACAAGGACAGAAUGUUGUAUACGUGGCAGAUAAGAUUUCCUUAGAAAAUGUUUUUAUUUGAUUGCUUUUCUUCCUCACAAGGGAGGAAAAUGACUACCGUGUUAAGACAAAAUACAUCAAUAAUAGAAAAUA